AUGUCGUUUGGUGUUUUGAACAGCUACUCGCUCUCCUCCAUUUCUGAUACCUUGCCGGCCAAUACGACUUACCUGUCACCCGCGUCUAGUAACUGCGGUAACUCCGUGUCGCCUCGUCUAUUCACAAACCUCAAGACGCUGUACCUCGUUUGUGACCAACCGAUCUCCCCCGAGCUCUAUACCAUCAAUGAUCCCGAUAAUAACACCACUCUAGGAACACCAGAUAUUCUCUAUAAGGGUGUUACGAUUCCCUCUGGACAACGGCUUGCCACAGUGGGCGGAGGACCAGGGCAGGGACGCUUUCUACUUUAUCGCACGGUCGAUGGAAAGUUUUUUGCCGUACCGUUGGAUGGGCCGGAUCACGCUACCGUUAAUAUCGGCAACAUCACAGUCGAUGACACAUCUGGUUCCGACCUUGUAUAUCCAUCGAGUGGAGCAAGCCCGUCCUUCACGGCAGAAGUUGUUGGGUCCAUUUCUGCCCUUGUUAUUGUUGGAUUCUUGGCUGCAUUCUUUUAUCGCAGGAGAAGACGGUUACUGUCGAAUCUGAAAGGUUUACAGACUGAGGUAGGUACUGCUCCGAGCACCCCUGCCGAUAUCGACAACAAACCGACAGCACCAGUGGGAUCAAAUGCCCAGCAGCAACCCGAAAUGUCGACUCCUCCCGUCGGCUCGCACCUCCCGUCCGCGACAAUGUCGUUGCCAUCCACCUCAACUCCAACAACCAUCCUGCCCAUGGCUCCCAUCCCCUCUACAUCUAACCAUCAGUCUGUUCAGGACCAGAUGCAGACACUCCAGUUCUCACAACAUCCUCGCCCCACUGUCGAAAACAUCCGGCCCACCAACAAUAUCACUGUCGCCAGUUCCUCUGCUUGGCAGCCCACUCCAUUUGUUCCACCCGCAGCAGCUCAGAGGACCCGUGCGCCCGAGGUGACCAGUUCUGAUCCUACUCCGACAAAUGCAUCGUCGCCACCUCCACCCAUCCCACACGGUUCAAAACCCGGGUAUGAAAUCGAAUCUGUUGGAACCCCACCCACUGUUCAUCAUCCGCAUACAUAA
This is a messenger RNA of Linnemannia hyalina, 1056 nucleotides long. NCBI's taxonomy places the organism in Eukaryota, Fungi, Mortierellomycota, Mortierellomycetes, Mortierellales, Mortierellaceae. The record is from the annotation of a GenBank genome assembly.